Prorocentrum cordatum is the source of this 2097-nucleotide messenger RNA. NCBI's taxonomy places the organism in Eukaryota, Dinophyceae, Prorocentrales, Prorocentraceae. The record is from the annotation of a GenBank genome assembly.
AUGGCCAAGGCUGAGUCCGAGGCCCCGCGAGGGGAUGAGUUCUACAGGAAUUUGGCCGAGGCGCUGAAGCAGAAUGACGUUGCUCACUGGGCCCACCUGCUCGAAGUGGAUCCGAUUUCGCUGAAGAGCCUCGACUCGGCUGGAAAGGUGAGCGCUCGACGCGCGGUGAUUGCUGGCCUGGCCGGCGCGGUCUGGCAGGUGGGAUGCGUCAAGGCAUUGGCCCGUGCGGCUGGCGAGCAGAAAGGCCCAGGCCAGGGGCAGCUUGCGCCAGUGGCAGGGGAUCUGUCCCGCCUCGGAGAAGCGCUGCGUUCCGCGCGCGAACCGACCGCCAAGCGCGCGGCGAUUGGGCCCGCCAUUCGCCAGGCGGCAAUGCUCCGGCGCGAGGGCGUGGCCCGCCCGCAUGCGUCGCCGGACUUCAAGGCGAGAUCGCUCCGCGCGCGCCCGCGCGGCGCGCCCCGCUGGCGCGCGCGGGGCGCUUUCCUGCCGUUCUGGGCUUCGGGCAAAGCGCCGGGAGCGGAGGCGCACCCCUCGGAAGCUGGGGUCCAGGAAGGGCUGCUGCCGUUCAACCAGUGGCGCCCAGCCUUUGAUGCGCGCGCGACCGCGGCAGCGAUCUGGGCCGACCAGCCGAGCUCCAUGUCGCCUCGGUGUCAUAAGCAGCACGUGGUGCAGGUGAACCGCGCUGCACAGACGUGGGGCGAGGGCUUGCCGCGCUCGGCCGUAGCCGCGCACGACGCGGCGGAAUGGGGGAAGAGCGAGUGGCCCAGCAAAGGGGACCGCAAGGGCAAGCGCGGCAACCCCGCGGCACCGAGGACGCCCGAGAAGCGCGUCAAGCCUCCGCGAGGCGAGUUCGGAGUCGCGGGGGGGCUGCGCAUGCCGACCGCGCUCGCGCCGCCCGCCAGGCAUCGGGCCAGUGCAGAGCGCAAUGAUUGGGCGCCGGACGCCGCGGUGUUGCGGCUGUUCGGGCAGCGCGGCGUCAAUUAUUCUAUGGGCCUGGAGCUAUUGGGCAUCGCUGUGGACAUGUCGUCUUUCAGGCACAUUCUGGCGAACGCGGCGCUCGAGAUUUUUUCAAACAGCCGCGGAGCAGAGCAGGCGGUGGCGCGAGGAUCCGCGUGCCAUUUUGACCGCGCCUGCCUCGUGCACGGGGCAUGGGCGCUGGCUGCCGACUGCCUCGGCAUCCGCGUGGGUCCAUCGGGUGCCUUCGGCGUUGAAUAUCGCAGAUCCGCCAUCGCGGGAAGCGCGGAGACGCGCGGGGAGAUGUCGGACGCGUCGGUAUUCGGCCAUUGGCUUCGCGUGUGCGAUUUGCGGCGCCAGCCGCUUGCCUUUUACGUCAAGUUUGCCGCGUAUCUCAAAUCGCAGGAUCUCCAGUUCGCCAGUGCGCUGUUCCGCGUGAGCGGCGCGUUUGCUAAUUACUGCGGGCGCGAUUGGGCAUCGCGAAGAGGCACGCAGGCCUUCGCGAGCUUCUCCCCCGCGGACGCCGUGGCCGCCAUCCGGAUAGCGGCCGCGGCGGUGGGCGCAGCGCGCCCGGGGGAAUUCGACACGAAGCACAAGCACGUGAAUGCCUCCCUUGCGAUCUUCGAGGUUGCCGCCCGGCGGGGCCUGGCGCGCGCCGCGCUGCUGCAGCGGGGCGCCGAGGCCGAGGUCGAGGGCCUGGAGCCCAGCGCCGCCGGCCCCGCGGCGGUCUCGGCGGAGCCAGGGGGCGACGACCGCCGGGGGCUGCUGGCGGCCUUCGGGGCGGCGCUGAUGCCGCUGGCAGGGGAGCUGCGGAGGCUGCCGGUGCGGACCCGGCAGGAGGACACUGCGCUCCUCUUCAUCGCGGCCGGUGGUGGCGGGUCCGAGGGGCAGGGGGGGCUCCAGGAGCAUCUGUCCUCGUCGGAAACAUGGUGGUUGGUGUCGCGGAAUACCCUUCGCAUUGCGUGCUCCUCGGGGCAGCGCCCACACUGGCGCGCGAUAUCUGGCAGUUCGGAAGGUACCCGGGAGGACCCGUGCGGGCUUCGAAAUGACACCGGAUUGAAGCGGGGCUCGCUCCCCAGCGAUUCUGCUUCUGCAGGCGUGUCUGCACAGUCGGGGUGGGCAGCUGGCCACUGGCAAGACAUGUAG